UUAACCCUUUAUUUUUCAUAAAGGCAAUUCACUGUCUGAUCGUCUGCUUACCCACUCAAGACACAGAAGAACCAACAAGCUUAGCCUUUAAAAUUGUCGAAUUCUGUUGGUUGUGUCUUCCUCUCUGCCCACAGAAUGCCAAAAUUGAUUCUCCAUGACAAUGGGUGGUGGCCACCAUACCCUUUGGUAGCAGCAGAGGAUAUGGUAUCCAGGUAGAAGAAGGUGAAGGAAAAAAGAUGGAAGAUAAGUUAAAGAGAGGAAUAUGAUAGAUAUCAUGUUGACCUCAUGAUAGAAAGAGGAGCUUUGUUGGUGCACCUUAAAACCUCUCUUAGCUUUUGUGGUGGAGCUUAUAGAGGCCGAAACAAAGAGACAGGAUAGCUAUAGACAACAUGGUGCUUGGCCUUGAAAAUGAUUUUUAUAGUUUUCAACUUGGUAACGAAAAACAAUAAAUAAAUAAAUAAAUAAUUAAAAAAUUAAAGAAAAAUUUCUUUGACUGCAUUUUAAAAAUGGCCCCCAAUUAAUUUAUCAAGAAGACAACUCAUUCUCUGAAUCUGAACCUCUGCUUGCCCACUACGGACAGAGAAGAACCAAAAACCUAAGCAUGUGAACUUGUCGAUAUCUGUUGGCUGUGUUUUCCUCUCUGUCCAUCGAAUGCCAAAAGUGGUUCUUUAUGACAAUGGGUUGUGGCAACCAUCCCCUUUAGAAGCAGCAGAGGAUAUGAUAUCCAGGUAGAAGAAGCUGAAGGAAAAAGAUCAAAGCUGAGUUAUGCAGAGGAAUAAAAUAUCAUGUUCUCAAAUGUUGUUUUGGCCUACCAUUGCAUUUUUCUUCCUUUCACUGUUGCUUCUGACAUCAAGCCUUGAUGCUGCAAGUAAUGAUUCCCAAAAGAAUAGGGAUGAGGUAAUUGUCUCACAUCAUGGUGCUGUUGCCACUGAUGAUGGUCGAUGUUCUAGAAUUGGGGUGGAUGUUCUUCGUGAAGGAGGUCAUGCUGUUGAUGCAUCGGUAGCUGCUGCUCUUUGUUUAGGGGUUGUAAGUCCAGCAUCAAGUGGCAUUGGUGGAGGUUCCUUCAUGCUUAUCAGGCAAAGCAGUGGGGAGGCUCAAUUCUUUGAUAUGAGAGAAACUGCCCCCUUGCUAGCUUCAAAGGAUAUGUAUGGUGGCAAUGCUACUCUGAAAUCAAAAGGUGGUCUCUCAAUAGCAGUUCCAGGUCAACUUGCGGGCCUUCACAAAGCUUGGAAACAAUAUGGGAAGCUUCCAUGGAGAAGACUAGUAAAACCAGCAGAGCGUUUAGCUCGUUUGGGAUUUAAGAUAUCACCAUACCUCCGCUUCCAAAUGGAGCAAACAAAAUCAGGAGUCUUUGCGGAUAAAGGUCUUCGUGAUGUAUUUACAUCAAAUGGCAGUCUCUUGCAGCAAGGUGAUAUCUGUUAUAACAAGAAACUAGCACAGACACUCAAAAGGAUUGCAGAUUAUGGCAUAAAGGACUUCUAUAAUGGAUCAAUUGGCAUCAAUUUGGUUAGAGAUAUUCAGAAGGCUGGAGGUAUAGUAACAAUAAAGGACUUGCAAAGAUAUCAAGUAAAACUGAGAAAGCCAAUCUCUACAAACUUUCGAGGGGUUGACUUGCUUACUGUUUCUCCCCCUUCUGGGGGUCCACCAAUGAUACUUUUGCUAAACAUUCUUGCACAGUAUGGAAAUCUUUCUGGAGUUUCUGAUUCUCUUCAGAUUCAUCGACAAAUUGAAGCACUGAAACAUGUAUUUGCUGUGAGGAUGAAUCUUGGUGACCCUGACUUUGUGGAUGUGUCUAAAGUUCUCUCUGAUAUGCUCUCACCCAAGUUUGCAGAAGAAUUAAAGAAAACCAUAUAUGAUAACAUGACUUUUCCUCCCAACCAUUAUGGUGGCAGGUGGAAACAGAUCCUUGAUCAUGGCACCAGUCAUUUAUGCAUCGUAGAUAAUGAACGAAAUGCAAUCUCGAUGACUACUACUGUGAAUUCCUAUUUUGGUUCACAUUUCCUGUCACCUAGCACAGGAAUCAUCUUAAACAAUGAAAUGGAUGAUUUCUCCAUGCCUGCAAAUGUUUCUGCAGAUGUUCCACCACCAGCGCCAGCCAAUUUUAUCAGCCCAGGAAAGAGGCCAUUAUCAUCCAUGUCACCUACCAUAGUCCUGAAGGAUAACCAACUGAAAGCUGUAGUUGGUGCAAGUGGGGGAGGAAUGAUCAUUGCAGGAACUGCAGAGGUCUUCUUAAAUCAUUUUGCCCGGGGAUUGGAUCCUCUCUCCUCAGUCUUUGCUCCAAGAAUCUAUCAUCAGCUGAUACCCAACAAGGUUUAUUAUGAGAAUUGGACAACCGUAACUAGGGACCACUUUGAAAUUCCGGCAAAUAUCAGGGAAGCCCUUCAAAAGAAGGGCCAUGUCCUAGAGUCCCUUUCUGGUGGAACAAUUUGCCAGUUUAUAGUUCUAGACUCAGAAACCUCGAAUAAAAAUGAUAGCCUUGGAGAGCUUGUAGCAGUAAGCGAUCCAAGAAAAGGUGGGAUUCCCUCUGGUUAUUGAAAACAGUUUUAGGCCCCUAAUAGUGGCCCUGUAAUAAAUCUUUUUCCUUUCUUUCUAUGGAACAAUUAUUAUUAUUAUUAUUAUUAUUUUCCACUCCUUCUAGUGGUUUAAAAUACCGAGUUAUCCAAUAGAUAGGAAUUUGAGUAUUUGUCAUGGAA
This is a messenger RNA of Ziziphus jujuba (common jujube), 2693 nucleotides long. RefSeq names its product glutathione hydrolase 1. Gene Ontology annotation, molecular function: glutathione gamma-glutamate hydrolase. Gene Ontology annotation, cellular component: plasma membrane. The transcript has 7 exons. The record is from RefSeq and is a predicted model, not a curated record. NCBI's taxonomy places the organism in Eukaryota, Viridiplantae, Streptophyta, Magnoliopsida, Rosales, Rhamnaceae. The coding region runs from base 766 to 2535 and encodes 589 amino acids. Gene Ontology annotation, biological process: glutathione catabolic process.